Messenger RNA from Diachasma alloeum, 745 nucleotides. Its product is annotated as INO80 complex subunit C. The coding region runs from base 253 to 630 and encodes 125 amino acids. Gene Ontology annotation, biological process: chromatin remodeling. Lineage: Eukaryota; Metazoa; Arthropoda; Insecta; Hymenoptera; Braconidae. The transcript is spliced from 4 exons. Gene Ontology annotation, cellular component: Ino80 complex. The record is from RefSeq and is a predicted model, not a curated record.
AUUUCCUCCGGAGCUCAUCGAUUCGCCGGAUUUUUGCGGAAAUCUCGCCGGAAAUUGCACGAUUUUUUUUUUGCCGAAGGUCGAGCGAGAAAAUUGUCUUGUGUUCACUCAUAAUAUCGAACUAUCGGAGUGACAGUGCAGGGCGCAUGCGCUGGAGUCAAUUGAGUGAAUGUAAACAAUUGGAAUUGGAGUGCAGUUUCGCUCCGAAACGGAUUUCUUUCGGGUUUUAAUGAGCUGAAACGACAAAAAGCCAUGGUGACCGAGGAGUCAACAGACCCUCCAAAGAAGCCCCCUCCGCCCUUCAAAUCCUCGACAUUCCAGCAGACCUUCCGACCCAUCUCACAGUCAGGAAAGAAACGAACGUGGAAGUCUCUCAAACAGGUUCUAGCCCAAGAGCGAACGUUGCCCUGGCCAGCAGAGGCAGUUCACUACAGUUCAAUCAACGCUCCACCGAGCUUCAAACCUGCCAAAAAAUACUCAGACAUCUCAGGAUUACCAGCACGAUAUACAGAUCCCCAGACAAAACUGUACUACGCAACAGCCGAGGAAUUUUCAACAGUGCGUAGUCUCCCCAUGGACAUAACAGCUGGCUACCUAGCCCUCCGUGGAGCAUCAAGUAUCGUAGGUUAAUUAGCUUGACAAUUGUAAAUCCAUCAAUUAAACUCCGAAGAAUUGUCCAUCAAUUAUUGUUCUCUCAAACUCAUUCCUAUUAAUAAUCCUCCCAUUUUGAUAUUCCUCCAUAAUA